Messenger RNA from Electrophorus electricus (electric eel), 2792 nucleotides. RefSeq names its product KAT8 regulatory NSL complex subunit 3 (gene kansl3). Gene Ontology annotation, cellular component: NSL complex. The record is from RefSeq and is a predicted model, not a curated record. Lineage: Eukaryota; Metazoa; Chordata; Actinopteri; Gymnotiformes; Gymnotidae. Gene Ontology annotation, biological process: positive regulation of transcription by RNA polymerase II.
CGGGGCUAGGCGCCUAAACGAUGCACCGCAACGGCGGGGAGAGGGACUUCCAGACCUCGGCCCGAAGGAUGGGGACCUCGCUCCUUUUCCAGCUGUCCGCUCACGAGAGGGAGCUGGACCUGGUGUUCCUGGACCACAGCUAUGCCAAGCCCUGGAACGCGCAUCCGGACGCCAGCAGCGCGCGGCCUACCCGCAUGCUUUUUGUCACCCCGCGGCGGCAGGCAGAACCUUCCGUCGAGUCGGACGUGUCCGUCGACGUGGAAACGGUCACGCCCACCCCCAUGCCACUCUAUGACAACCAGAAGGCUCGCAGCGUGAUGAACGAGUGCGAACGACAUGUCCUGUUCGCCCGCACCGUCGCCGACGGUCCUCUGCCCCCCGACGACUGGGAAGAACACGUCAACAAGACUGGGUGGACCAUGGCACAAAAUAAGCUCUUCAACAAAGUGCUGAAGGCCCUGCAGACUGAGAGGCUGGCGAGGCUGGCCAAUGAAAGCAUGUGUAACGAGCCGGUCCUGCGCCGAAUUGCAGUCGACAAGUGUGCCCGCAAGGUGCGCCGCGCUCUGGCCAGCGUGAACUGGGAUGCCAAGCUGUCCCAGUGGCUCCACAGCACGCUGGUGGAGUCCCUGAGCUUGGCCAUGCUGGCUGCCUACCUGGACGUGUUGCAGACUCUGAAAAGCAAGGUGCCGUCUCUGAUCGAGAGGAUGCUGCCGGCGUCGUCCACCAAGUCGGGCGCGGCGGGGGCCGAGGCACUGUCGCUGCUCCUGAAACGGCCGUGGGACCCGGCUGUGGGUGUGCUGUCCCAGAACAAACCCAGCAAACUUCCAGGUUCCCCUUUGAUCCUGAUUUGUCCAUCGGGACCAACUCUGCCCACCUUGUCAACCUCCCGACGAAUGAGAUUCUGGCAGUCACAGCUCUCGUGCCUGGGAAAGGUCAUCCCCGUCAGCUCCCACGUGGGCAGUGCUGCUAACGUGGGCAUCUCUCAGUGCCUGGAGCACAUUGUCGGCACAGUCCGGGGAAAGGUCAUCGAGGUGCACAGUCACUUCCCGCACAAGCCCAUUGUACUGGUCGGCUGGAACGUGGGAGCGCUGAUCGCCUGUCAGGUCUCCCUGAUGGAGUAUGUGACGGCCGUGGUGUGUCUGGGCUUCCCGCUGCAGACCGUCAGCGGACCCAGAGGGGACGUGGACGACCCCCUGCUGGACAUGAGGACCCCAGUGCUGUUUGUGGUGGGCCAGAACGCGCUGCAGUGCGGCACAGAGAGCAUGGAGGAGUUCAGGGAGAAGAUCCGCGCAGACAACAGCAUGGUGGUCAUUGGAGGGGCAGAUGACAAUCUCCGGAUUGGCUCCUCAAAGAUGAAGGCAGAAGGUCUGACCCAGACCAUGGUGGACCGCUGCAUACAGGAUGAGAUCGUGGACUUCCUCACAGGCAUCCUGACCCGAGCCGAGAGCCCCAGCCACGCCUCUGGGGAGACGCGCGACCUUGACACCGAAAAGAAGAAGAAGCCUCGCCGGGAGCUGCCCUUUGACACGGAGAGAUCACGACCCUCUUCACCCGCCAUCAGGGUCCCCAUCUCCCCACCGGGGUCAGAGGACAUGUCCAGCGUGUGCAGCAGUCCCGCAGCCAGUCCGAAGCCCAAGGCCACUGGUCUGUCUCCAGCACAGAAGUCCAGCCUCAUCACCGCCACCCAGCUACUCAAGACCCACAUGCAACGAAGCGGAACCAUGCUCACGCACAAACAGGCGCAAGCUCAGUUUGCCGCCUUCAUGAAACACAACAUGCUGGUGAGGAAGAGCAUUCCUCCUGGCACUCCUACCUGUCUCUUCGUGCCUGUGGCGGGCGAGCAGGCGGACGGCCCAGAGAGGGACGACCUGCGGCUGCACGCGAAGCGGCGCCAGACGCCCAGCCCCACGCCCGGCAAGCCCUCCAAACGUGCCAAGAUCAAAGUGACCAUCCUCGCCCACGGCGACGCCUCGGGCGCUGCCGCCGCCCAAGAAGUGGGAGCACCUGGGAAGGCGCUCACUGUCACCAUGAGCCAAGCAGUGUCUGGGGCCACUGAGCUGUCAGGGCUUCUGACUCAGAGGUCUGGUGCUCUGACAGAUGUGGCGGGAGGCCUGGGCUCCGCCGGAGGUUCUUUCCACAGCCUGCAGGGCAGCGCUGUGUCUGGCUCCUCUCCAGUACAGGUCCAGGCCCCUGCUGCUCAAGCUCCAUCAGCUAGUAGCCUAUUGCAGGGUCUGAGUUUCAGUCUGCAGGAGAUCAGCACCAAAUCCCCAGGUCUGCCCUCCAGCACCCAGGCUCCUGUAGGAAAAGCACAGGCUCACGGGCAGGUGCUGACCUCGCUCAGUCCAGCAGGGGGCACUCUGAUGCGCGCGGUCCCAGUUGUCUCUGCCGGCUCUGGGGUCACCAAAACCACAGCCAUCCAACAGCUCCUCGCCAACGGUGGACUGGCCAAACUAGCCAAUAGCUUUCCGGGACUGACCCACGUAUCCAAUCCGAGCGCGGCAGGGCUGAAAGCCCCAACGACGAUCACGGUGACUUUGAGAGCACAGCCGAGCAGACUUCCUGCUCUGUGCCAGGCAGGAGCUGUGCUGCCCCCACCCAGUGCACCUGACAACCAGUGACCAGAGUUCCAUGGGAACAGCCGUGUGGUCUAACAUCAGCACGGCUGAGGUUCCUCUGAGACAGAGUAGACGCUUUGCUGUGGAAGACGACUGCACUGACUCGCCUGUCUACCUGCCUUACUACUGAGGAGUUGUUUGACCCCAAUAAAGAAUUAUGGACCACAUUUUUUUUAA